GUCCCUUUCAAAGUUUGUCCGCGCUGGGCUCCCGUCCUUAAAGGAGACGCUGCAAGUGUCCUAACUGUCAUGGCGGCCCCCGCGGAGCCCACUCAGGCCGAGGCGGCCAAGCCUCUCCUGGGGCUCCUCAAUGGCGUCGCUCAGGCCACCUUCUACGGGAACGCGGAGAUCACGGAGGCGCUCCUGAGGGAGCAGCUCUUCCCGGACAUGGCGCCGCAAGAAUUCGGAGUCCUGCUGGCCAAAAUGACGGGCAUCGUCAAGUCGAUAGCAUCUGCUGACAUGGAUUCAAAUCAACUAGAGGCAUUUUUGACGGCACAGAAAAAGAAACCAGGAGGCAUCACGAGUGAUCAAGCUGCAGCUAUUGCAAAAUUUUGGAGGAACCACAGAAUGAAAAUCCGAGACAACUUGAUAAAUCAAAGUAAAUGGGAAAAUACACUCAGAAACUUAAGCUGGAGAGUAGAUUUCAAGUCUCAGUCAAGAAAUAUUGACCAAUUAAGCAGUCCUGUAGUGAUAGUCGAAAUGGAACUUGGAAAAAGUGGACUGGUGAGUGCUGUUUAUCUUGCUUUAUCGGUUUGGAAAAUGUUACUUAAAGGUGGGGCUUGUAGAACAUGUUGACCAUUGUCCAACCUAGCAAAUACGACUGAAUUGAAAACACAAAAGAAAA
Anolis sagrei ordinatus is the source of this 664-nucleotide messenger RNA. NCBI's taxonomy places the organism in Eukaryota, Metazoa, Chordata, Lepidosauria, Squamata, Anolidae. The record is from RefSeq and is a predicted model, not a curated record.